This is a messenger RNA of Oldenlandia corymbosa var. corymbosa, 3789 nucleotides long. The record is from the annotation of a GenBank genome assembly. Lineage: Eukaryota; Viridiplantae; Streptophyta; Magnoliopsida; Gentianales; Rubiaceae.
AUGGAGAUUGGGCAGCCGUCGUCUGGACCGCCUCCCUCUAUCCCAUCGCCUCCUCCACCAAUUCGGGGCAUUAGCGAGGCCUCCGGUAGCCAAGUGCGGUGUGCUGGUUGCAAGAUGAUAUUGACCGUCGCCACCGGUCUCACCGAAUUUGUGUGCCCUAAGUGCAACUUGCCGCAGAUGCUGCCGCCGGAGCUCUUGUUGUCACAGCAGCGAAGCAACAACCCCUCCACCCCGCACGGCAUUGAUCCUACGAAGAUCCAGCUCCCAUGCGCCCACUGCAAAGCAAUACUGAAUGUGCCGCACGGUCUGUCCCGCUUCAAUUGUCCUCAGUGUGGCGUCGACCUCGCCGUUGAUCUCUCUAAGAUUAACCACUUAUUCCCUCAGCCACUCCCCGGUGCUCCUCCGCCUCCACAGUUUCUCCUCCCGCCUCCCCCUCUCCCCGAAGAAGUUAACGAGGUUGCAAUUGAAGUGGAGCGGGAAGAAGAUGAAGGUGGAGCAGCUGGGGAAACAUUCACUGAUUAUCGGCCUCCAAAAGUAUCGAUUGGUCCUCCGCAUCCAGACCCUGUUGUGGAGACGUCAUCCUUAUCUGCAGUGCAGCCUCCUGAACCCACUUACAGUCUUGCCAUCAAGGAUGAUUUGGAAGGUUCAAAAGCACUGUCAUGUUUGCAGAUUGAGACUUUAGUUUAUGCCAGUCAGAGACACCUUCAACACCUUCCUAAUGGUGCAAGGGCAGGGUUUUUUGUUGGAGAUGGUGCUGGCGUGGGCAAAGGGAGAACAAUAGCUGGGUUGAUAUGGGAAAAUUGGCACCACAUGAGACGGAAAGCUCUAUGGAUUUCUGUUGGCUCUGAUUUGAAAUUUGACGCUAGAAGAGACUUGGAUGAUGUGGGUGCAUCGUGUAUUGAAGUUCAUGCAUUAAACAAGCUGCCUUAUUCUAAGCUUGAUUCAAAGUCUGUCGGCAUCAGGGAGGGUGUCAUAUUCUUGACAUACAGCAGCCUUAUUGCUUCUUCUGAGAAAGGUCGAAGCCGUCUGCAACAGCUUGUACAAUGGUGUGGACCAGAAUAUGAUGGUCUUAUCAUUUUUGAUGAGUGUCACAAAGCGAAAAAUUUAGUUCCUGAAGCUGGUGGGCAACCAACCAGGACAGGGGAAGCUGUUCUCGAGAUCCAGGCUCGGCUUCCUCAAGCUCGUGUUAUUUAUUGUUCAGCAACGGGUGCUUCUGAACCACGUAAUUUGGGUUAUAUGGUUCGCCUUGGUCUUUGGGGUGCUGGAACUUCUUUUCUCAACUUCCGUGAUUUUUUAGGUUCUAUGGAGAAAGGUGGAGUUGGAGCACUCGAACUUGUUGCGAUGGACAUGAAAGCAAGGGGUAUGUAUGUUUGUCGAACACUGAGCUAUAAAGGUGCUGAAUUUGAAGUUGUUGAAGUGCCAUUGGAGGACAAGAUGAUGGAAAGUUACAAAAAGGCAGCAGAAUUUUGGGCAGAAUUGAGGGUUGAAUUGAUGUCAGCUAGCGCAUUUCUUACCAAUGCAAAGCCUAACACUAGUCAGCUAUGGAGAUUAUAUUGGGCGAAUCAUCAGCGUUUCUUUAGGCACUUGUGUUUGUCAGCUAAGGUGCCGGCUCUAGUAAGACUAGCUAAGCAAGCAUUGGCGGAUAGCAAAUGUGUUGUGAUAGGCCUCCAGAGUACCGGAGAGGCUCGAACUGAGGAGGCCGUAUCAAAAUAUGGUCUUGAACUCGACGAUUUUGUUUCUGGACCUCGUGAACUGUUGCUGAAAUUCGUUGAAGAAAAUUAUCCUCUCCCUGAAAAACCGGAACCACUCCCAGAGGAAAGUGUCAUGGAGCUUCAAAGAAAGAGGCAUUCGGCGACUCCUGAGGUUCCUGUUAGGGGGAGAGCAAGGAAAGUUGCAAAGUGGGAACAACUAGACGAUGAAAGUCCUGAUGAAUCAGAUCUGGACUCAGAUGAAGAGACUACUGAAUCAGAUGACGAUGAGUUUCAGAUCUGUGAUAUUUGUAGUUUGGAAGAGGAAAGGAAGAAGUUGUUGCAGUGUUCCUGUUGUGGCCAACUUGUGCAUCCUGCUUGUGUAGUACCACCUGUUGAGGAAGCCGUACCCAAUGAUUGGUCUUGUUAUACAUGCAAGGAAAAAACAGAGGAGUAUCUCCAAGCAAGACGUCUCUAUCUUGAAGAACUGCAUAAAAGAUAUGAUGGAGCUUUGGAGCGUAAGUUCAAGAUUUUGGAAAUAAUUCGUUCCUUGGAUCUUCCGAAUAAUCCUUUAGAUGAUAUUAUUGAUCAGCUUGGUGGCCCCGAUAAAGUUGCCGAAAUUACAGGAAGGCGCGGCAUGCUUGUUAGGGUUUCUGGUGGGAAAGGUGUAACUUAUCUGGCGAGAAACACCAAGGAGGUAACCAUGGAAAUGGUUAAUAUGCAUGAGAAACAACUAUUUAUGGAUGGGAAAAAGCUGGUAGCUAUCAUUUCCGAAGCUGGGUCAGCUGGUGUUUCUUUGCAAGCAGAUAGAAGGGCCCUAAAUCAGAAAAGAAGGGUCCAUUUGACAUUGGAGCUACCAUGGAGUGCUGACAGAGCUAUUCAACAAUUUGGCAGAACUCACCGUUCAAACCAAGCUUCUGCACCAGAGUAUAGGUUACUGUUUACAAAUCUAGGAGGUGAGAGACGAUUUGCAUCUAUUGUUGCCAAGAGGUUGGAAACUCUUGGAGCUCUUACUCAAGGAGACCGCAGGGCUGGACCAUCUCUAAGUGCGUACAACUAUGAUAGUACCUAUGGGAAGAGAGCUCUCAUGAUACUGUACAGAGGCAUCCUGGAGCAGGACCGUUUGCCUGUUGUACCCCCAGGAUGCUCACCUGAAAAGCCAGAUUCAAUCCAAGAUUUUGUUUUGCAGGGGAAAGCUGCUCUUGUAUCUGUUGGAAUUAUAAGAGACUCGGUUAUAGGUAAUGGAAAGGAUAAUGGGAAGAUUACUGGGCGCAUAGUUGAUUCAGAUAUGCAUGAUGUUGGGCGUUUCCUCAACCGGCUUUUAGGUCUUCCGCCAGAGAUCCAAAAUAGGCUUUUUGAGUUAUUUGUCAGCAUCCUUGAUCUUCUUGUUCAGAAUGCACGCACCGAGGGACACUUGGAUUCUGGGAUCAUUGAUAUGAAAGCUAGUAGUGUUGAGCUACGAGAGACUCCCAAGACUGUUCAUGUUGACAGUACGUCUGGGGCAUCGACCAUACUAUUUACUUUCACAUUGGACCGUGGAAUCACCUGGGAGUCUGCUUCUGCACUAAUGGAUGAGAGGCAAGGGGAUGGGAGUGCUUCAAGCAGCAAUGGUUUUUAUGAGUCUAAGAGGGAGUGGUUGGGAAGACGACACUUCUUAUUAGCACUUGAGGGAUCUUCCAGCAAUUUUUACAAGAUUUUCCGUCCUGCUGUUGGGGAGGCCUUGAGGGAAAUGCCUCUGGCAGAAUUAAAAGACAAGUAUCGUAAGGUUUCCUCUUUAGAGAAAGCUCGUACCUGUUGGGAAGAUGAAUACGAUGUUUCUUCGAAGCAGUGCAUGCAUGGACCUAAGUGUAAGUUAGGGAGCUACUGUACAGUCGGGAGACGAUUACAGGAGGUGAAUGUGUUAGGUGGCCUCAUUCUUCCAAUUUGGGGAACCAUAGAGAAGGCUCUCUCCAAGCAGGCUAGACAAAUCCAUAAACGAAUCCGGGUUGUGAGGGUAGAAACUACGUCUGACAAUAAGAGAAUUGUUGGAUUGCUAAUCCCAAAUGCAGCUGUUGAAUCUGUCCUGCAAGAUUUGGCAUGGGUUCAAGAUAUUGAUGACUAA